CACUACGAUCCACUGUAUGCAUACACAUGUGCACAUACAUUAAUUACUAAAUGUAAACAAUGGACCAAACACGUGAUAAAAGUGUUUUGCAAUUUAUUUAAGCGAAAAUGCGCGUGCGUAAAUCCCUAGAUAGAUGUGUUCGAAAGAUAAUAAAUUUCUUAACUUUCGGACAUUCUUCGCUAGUAAACAGGGAAUAAAGUACAGAGAGCUGUAUAUAAUUUAACCGGUAUUAUGUAUCCACGUAUAAAAUGCGCCACUGCAAGAAAAAGAAGUUUAUUCGAAUCGAUAAUGAGAAGUCAUAGGAAUGAGUCGACUCGAAUCUUGUAUUAUAAACCUGAAUGUACGAGAGGGAAUGAAUCCGGUGGAUAUUCUAAGUAUAAUUCAUAUUCAAAGUAUAUCGGAAGCAUAGCUGUAGCGCUGUCAACGGUUGGUGUUUAUUAUUUAACAAAUUCAGGAUUAAGAAGAGCGUAUGCCCAUGAGAAGGAACGAGACGUUAGAUGCGGGGAAAUUAGGGAGGAUUUGCGAACGUAUACUUUAGAAGAAGUCGGGAAGCACGAUAAUAAAAAAACUGGUAUCUGGGUAACGUUCAAGCAUGGAGUUUAUAACAUCACAGAUUUUGUGGAUAAACAUCCUGGUGGUCCUAGCAAGAUAAUGAUGGCAGCUGGCGGCUCCAUCGAGCCGUUUUGGAUGAUGUUCGCUAAUCACAACAAUAAAGAGAUACAUGCUCUUUUGGAGUCCAUGAGAAUUGGAAAUCUGUCCGAAGAAGAUGUUAAUCAUGCCACGGAUGGUAUGGAUGAUCCGUAUGCAUGGGAACCAAAAAGACAUAAAGCUUUGAUUAUAAAUGGUCACAAGCCAUUUUGUGCCGAGACUCCUCCGUCCCUACUAGUCAAAAGUUUUACAACUCCAGGAGAUUUGUUUUACGUCAGACAUCACCUCCCCGUGCCAAAAGUGGAUGUCGAUGACUACGAACUCGAAAUAGCUAUCGAAGAAACCACCGUAAAGAAGCUAAAAUUCGAAGACUUGAAAUCGCUACCAAAGUGCACAAUUACAAGUACAAUAAUGUGUGCUGGAAAUCGACGCUCGGAAAUGGCUAAGGAAAAACCUCUAAAAGGUCUCAGUUGGGGUGUCGGAGCAGUAGGCAACGCAACAUGGACCGGUGUUCGAUUAUGCGACCUUUUAAACUACUUAGGAGUCAAUGAAAAUGACUACGAUCAUGUACAGUUCGAAGGACUGGAUUUGGAUUCGUCAGGAAUGCCUUACGGUGCAAGUAUUCCCAUAAGCAAAGCCAUGGAUCCGAGAGGUGAUGUGAUUCUGGCAUACAAAAUGAAUGAUCAACCUAUACCAAGAGAUCAUGGUUUUCCAAUCCGCGUAAUCGUCCCUGGAGUCGUUGGAGCUAGGAACGUUAAAUGGCUUGCUAAAAUCACAGUGUCAAAAGAGGAAUGUCAAUCGCAGUGGCAACAAGGAGACUAUAAAGCCUUUUCUUCGAGCAUAGAUUGGCACAACGUAGAUUUCUCAUCAGCUCCUGCGAUUCAAGAGUUGCCCGUCAACUCCGCAAUCUGCAGUCCGGAACCAGGAGAAAGAGUUAAAGUGAAGGAUAAUCAAGUAACCGUCGAAGGCUAUGCUUGGUCAGGUGGUGGAAGAGGAAUCAUAAGAGUCGAUGUAUCGAUUGACAAAGGAGAAACCUGGCAAGCAGCGAAAUUAAUCCAAGACCCGACUGCGAAGCAACACCGCCAUUGGAGUUGGACACUUUGGAGCAUCGAUCUCCCAGUUGACGUAAAUACCACAGAAGCAGAAAUCUGGGUGAAAGCAGUUGACUCUUCGUACAAUGUUCAACCGGAAAGUGUGAAACAUAUUUGGAAUCUCAGAGGUUUUCUAUGCAACUCUUUCCACAAGGUUAAGGAUGACAAAUUAAUAUUCGAAACGCAUCUGAGAAGGUUGUAAUUCAUUGGGCAAACAAUUCGUGCACGUGGGUUUCGGCGGUUGUUCAUAAAAAUAUUGUAUAAUUAAUUAU
Molecule: messenger RNA, 2011 nt
Organism: Orussus abietinus
Lineage: Eukaryota; Metazoa; Arthropoda; Insecta; Hymenoptera; Orussidae
Gene: shop
Product: sulfite oxidase
Exons: 8
Coding region: 232-1941 (569 amino acids)
Cellular component (GO): mitochondrion
Molecular function (GO): molybdenum ion binding; molybdopterin cofactor binding; oxidoreductase activity
Source: RefSeq, a predicted model, not a curated record